CAUCAGGCCUCAGACUGUUUCUCAUGAUCAAUUGUUACUUUUACGCGGGAUACAAUUAAUGAAACUAGCGUCAUUUCAAUUAAAGAAUCAAUUCUUAAAAUAAAAUUUCAUAAGAAUUUAAUAUGACAGGAGGUUAUACGAAGAUAGAAGAGCGCAAUAUUAUUUACCAAUGGAAAAUUGAUAGAGUUAAUAUUUAUUUAGAUAGAAUACGAUUAACAUGCGGUGACUUUACUAUUGUUUCUCCAGAAUUUUCAGCGGGAUCCAAAAGUGAAGAUAAAUGGUGUAUUAAAGCUGGCUUUAGUUACGACAACGAAGAAAGGUUGAUUGAUUUAACUUUUAAUUUGCACUUAUUGAAUUGUAAUGAGCCGAUGCAUACAAAGUAUUCAGCUUUUGUUUGGAAUGAAAAACAAGGAAAAUUAUUUAAUAAGGAUUAUAAUUCGCUAUCAAAUAAAAAUGAUGAUACCGAAAUUCUCUACUUAACUGAAUACCGUUUGCAACGGAAAAAAGAUGGAUGUUUAUUCAAUAAUUGUUUGACGGUAUGUCUCGACCUCACUGUAUAUGAUACCGUCACAAUUUCAAAAGAACUUGACUUGAAUAUUACAAAACAUCCAAUGGCCCAUGACUUUACAAAGCUUUUUUACUUUGGAAUAGGUAGCGAUAUUAUUAUAAAUGUGGGUGAUAUUAAUUUUGAAGCUCAUAAAAGUAUUCUAAUCGCGCGAUGUCCUGUUCUAGCCGCGAUAUUUUCAAAUGAAAUGGGUGAGAUGAAAGAAAGUAAAAUAUCAAUACCAGAUAUUAGUCCAGCGGUAUUUCACAAAGUCCUUGAGUACAUUUACACCGAUGAAGUUACUGGCCUGGAUGACAUUACUGAAGGUUUAUUAGAAGCUGCGGACAAAUAUCAGCUUCAGUCACUUAAAAGUAUUUGUGAAGAAGCACUUAGUGAAACUUUGGAUCUUGAAAAUGCAUUUGAUUUAAUGGUUUUGGCUAAUUCGUAUAAAGCUACUCAUCUGUUAGAAUUUACAACCAAUUUUUUGGUUUUAAAUAUGAAAAAUGUUAAUGAUAACCCGGAUUUUAAAGAUUUCGAGAAAUCACACCCUUCUUUGGCAUUGGAACUGGUGAAAAAAUAUUCAUUUCCCAACAAGAGUGAGAAAGCUAUCGUUUCUGAUCCAACUGCAAAAUAAUAUACUUAAAAUUUAAAUAACGAGUAUUGGAACUACGUACAAUAAUUUGGUGCUCAGCAGUAUUUCAUAAUUUAAAAACUAGUUUUAUAUUCAAGUAAACUAACAUGUUAACUAAUUAUUAUUAAAAGUAUUUUUCAUUUUUCUAAUAAUAAAAAUAAAAAGAAAGUUCCUCAUGCGGCUAAUUGUCAAUUGAUUAAUUUAUACAACUUAAACUUUUGAAAAUGUCACAUUUAAGUUUUCACAUAAAAGUGAUAUCUUCAUGUACACAGCGAAAUUGAAUCAGAGUAAUCUAAAAGUGCUAUAUCAGAUGAACCGAAAUUUAAAAUAAAAGUAAAUCAGGUUCAGAUAUAAAGUCUGGAUUCAUAUUUCAACAUAACUACUGACUAUUUUUGUACGAAAAAUAUUUUCAUAAUUUUUUUGUCAUGAGCUCAAAUAUAUUUAUAUUUAUUUUGUUAAAUAGUACGGUUGAGUUUUUGAAAUAUGUCGACUUACUGAUAGUAUUGAGUCGUAAAAGUUAUUGCAUAGAGUAUUAUUUUAAACGGAACAUGAUAUGCUAGCAAAUAACGUCAUCACUUUCAACUGGAAUUACUUAUUACUGAUAACAUCAUCUCAUGUUUUUUAUUAUUUAAUAUAUUUUAUAAACAAUAUAUUAUUAAAUAAUUUAAUAAAAAUUUCAAGAACUUUAAAUUUCCAUAAAAAAAUAAAUUUUUUAAUAAUUAUUGCAUCCUGCUUGUCCAGUAUGUAUAGUCCCACUUGCAAAUUGAAAGCGGGGGUAUACCAAGUAAAUGUUAGUUGAGUCUGGUAGAAUUGAAGUAAAACUCAUACUUGGAUGAUAAGAAACUAAUCAAAAUCUCCACCACUCCGUUCUCACAAUAAGUAAAAUAGAAGCCGUAAUCUCAUGUGUGCAGUUGUUAAGUUUAAGUGCAAAAGUAAAGCCAUCAGUGAUAUUUUCAUUUUUACUAUUACAUACAUUUUGUAAUAGUUAAAAGUGUUAAAUAUUAUUUAAAUAAUAUUUUCUACAACAAGAUCAUAUAAAAAUUAAUUUUUUUAAAACUUGUGCGCAUUUUAUUUUCUGUCUUUUUUCUUUUACGUGACAUUUAAAACAGCGAACAUACAAAACAAUAUAAUUGUUUUCGGUAUUACGCUCAGUAGCGUUCAGUUAGUCAAAAGUCAAACUUAUCGCGAUCUCUCACAUCAAGUUUGUGCAGGACAACAGCCAUUCGGUGAUUUUUUAGUUUUAUACUUUUUAUUAAAUACAUUAUUUGAAUAACAAGUGUAAAAUUAAAAUGAUAAGAGGUUUUACAACGCUCGACGAAAGUAAUUUUGUUUACGAAUGGAAGAUAAAUAAAAUGGAUUAUUUUCUCGAUAGUAAAACUGAGGAUUUUAUUUAUUCCGACUUCUCAUUAAGCGCCAUAGGAUACGAUCAAUGGCGUAUCGAAUCAACCUUCAAUCCUAAUAAAGACAAUGUCGACUUUCAUUUGUGUCUGAUAUAUGGUGGUCCAUUACAUGCACGAUUUUCAUCUUUUGUUUUAGACAAUAAAAAAGAUAAAAAUUUUACAACCACUGAUGUUGUUCAACACUACAUCAAUAAUGAUAAAAAGAUAUGUCUAUCUUUACCAAAAAAAACUCUAUUGGAUGAUAAAGAUAAAUAUCUACCUGAUAAUACCUUAACAAUAUGCGUCGAUUUAACUGUGUUUAAAACGCCUACUACAACUUCCAAAAAACUUGUAAUCAAUUUUUCAAAACGUGGAAUGGCUCAUGAUUACCAAGAUCUUUACAACACUAAAAUGGGUUGCGAUACUAUUAUCAACGUGGGUGAUUACGAAUUCCAGGCUCACAAAACCAUUUUAAUGGCACGAAGUCCCGUUUUAGCUGCAAUGUUUUCUCAUGAUAUGAUUGAGAAAAAAGAAAAUAAAAUAUCUGUACCAGAUAUUACUCCAGAGAUCUUCGAAAAGAUCUUAAAAUAUAUUUACACUGAUCAAGUAAUUGAUCUAAAUGAGAUUGCGGAUGAUUUAUUAGAAGUAGCAGACAAAUAUCAGCUACAGUCGCUUAAAGAAAUGUGCCAAGAAUCACUGAGUGAAACUCUAAUUCUUAGAAAUGCAUUAAAAAUAAUGACUUUAGCUGACCGCCAUAGUGCCAAAGAGUUAUUGGAUUUUACGAUUCGUUUUAUGGCAACGAACAUGAAAGACUUGAUCGAAACUCAAGAGUUUAAAGAAUUUUCGCGAUCAAAUCUUGCCGGAGCGUUUGAAUUAAUGAAGAAAUUAUCAUCUUAUCGUUUCAGAUAAACUACCAACGAGUACUGAAAUUACGUACAACAAGUUGAUGCCCAAAAACUUUUUUAUUAUUUAAAAACCAAUAAUUAUUUAAUAAUUUUUAACAUGUUUAACAAUUAUUACAAGUCUUUUAUAUUUGAUGCGCAUGUUUACUUCUUGUUUCGGUUAAAUUUAAAAAAUAUUCAAAGUUAUCGAUACCAUCUGGUGGUAAAAAGUUUAUUACUCGUUACAGGAUGAAAAAAGAAAUAUCAUCAUCAUUACUACCCGGAAGUACUUAUAAAGCUAAUAUUUUCUCAUAUUUAUAUUAUUUACUACAUGCUAUCAAUGACUAUUUUUAAAAAAUAAUAUAAUAAAAACUGUAACAAAAUUAUAUAAAAAUAAACUUUUUAAAAAUCAACGCGCUGAUUUUAUUUACGCGGGUUCUUAUGAGCGCGCCACUGAGUAUAUUUUCUACACUUGUCACGUUUAAGCGGGAUAACAGUCGUCAUUGUUUUACAUUGUUUAUUUAUUAUUAACUAAGCUGAUCUAUUAAUAAGCAUAAAAAAUAAACAAAAUAUUUUUAUCUGAUAACAUAAUUCGCAAUAGAAAUAAAUAAUUUGAAAAUCUUGCAAUACUGAUUGUGUUGAAAGUCAAAUAAUUAUUUAAAAUGGAAAGAGGUUAUACUAAGAUAAGUAAAAAUAAUAUCGUUUACGAAUGGAAGAUUGAUGACAUGGAUAUUUUUCUCAAUACUGAAACUAGUUUUACACUUACUUCAAACAACUUCACAUCGGGAGCCAAAAUCCAAGAUACAUGGUGUAUUAAAUCCAUCUUUGAUUCUAGAAACGUGGUGGAAUUUUACUUGUGUUUAACAAGUGUUCAUCUGUCAUUGAAUGCUAAAUUUUCAUUUUUUGUUUUGGAUAGUAAGAAAGAAAAAGUUUUUAUUUUAAACAAUCAUAAAUAUUUAAGUGAAGGAGAAGGAUUGCAUUAUACCUUAGUAAAAAAAACUUUAUUGGAUAAUAAAGAUAAAUAUUUACCUGAUAAUACUUUGACGGUAUGUCUUGAUCUUACUGUGUAUGACGACCCUAUUACAACUUCCACAAAAGUUUUAUUAAAUAUUCCAAAACAUCAAAUAGCUCAAGACUACACUGAAUUUUAUAACUCUAAAAUCGCUAGCGAUAUUAUUAUAAAUGUGGAUGAUACUAAUUUUGAAGCUCACAGAAGUAUUCUGAUGGCGCGAAGUCCUGUUCUAGCCGCAAUGUUUUCACAUGAAAUGAUUGAGAAGAAAGAAAGUAAAAUAUCAAUACCAGAUAUUAGUUCAGAGAUAUUCGAAAUGGUCUUGAAGUACAUCUACACUGAUGAAGUCACUGAUCUGGAUUUGUAUGCUGAUGAUUUAUUAGAAGCUGCGGAAAAAUAUCAGCUACUGUCACUUAAAAAUAUUUGUCAAGAAUCGCUUAGUAAAACUUUGAAUCUUGAGAAUGCACUUUAUUUAAUGACUUUAGCUGACUCGUAUAACGCCACUCAUCUAUUAGAGUUUACAAGCAAUUUUUUGGUUUUAAAUAUGAAAAAUAUUAUUGACACUCAGGAUUUUAAACGAUUGGAGAAAUCACACCCUUCUUUGGCAUUGGAACUGUUGAAAAAAUAUUCAUUUUCUAACAAGGAUGAGAAAGCUAGUGUUCCUGAUCCGACUGCAAAAUAAUAUACUUGAAAUUUAAAUAACAAGUAUUGGAACUACGUACAAUGACUUGGUGCUCAACAGUAUUUCAUAAUUUAAAAACUAAUUUUAUUAUUUAAGUCUAUUAACAUGUUAACUAAUUAUUAUUAAAAGUAUUUUUUAUAUUUUUCUAUUAAUAAAAAUAUUAAGUGGCCCUACAAAAUAAAAGAAAGUUUCUCAUGCGACUAAUUGUCAAUGGUCAUUUUAUACAAAUUUAGCUUUUGAAAAUGUCACAUUUAAGUUUUCACAUAAAAGUGAUAUCUUCAUGUACACCGCGAAAUUGAAUCAAAGUAAUCUAAAAGUGAAUAAUUAAAUGAAGAGAUUUGAUUAAUCUUCUAUUGUAUUUUCACAUACGCAUUGUUUUUUAUACUAUUGCUAUUAUAAUUAUAAUAUUCCAGUUACUUUAUAAAUAAAUAAUAUAAUAAAAGUGAAAAGUAGGUUUGAUUUCUACAUGAAAAAAAAUUUGAAACAUUUUUAUAACUUCUGCGCACGCUUAUAGGAUAGAAGUAACAUUUGUGGCCACCGCUCCGUUUUUGGACAUUCAAUACUUCAUUUUAAUCAAUGAAAAAGUAUACAAAAAAACAAAUUAAAAAAAAAAAAAAACUUGAAUUGUAAUAGUGUACAUAUUUGAAAAAUUAAUCAAUGUGUAUUUUACAAGUUAUUAUAUACGAAACUCAUGAGUGUGAAUGUAUCAGACAUCAUACAAAUUCAAAAUUAUUAAUAAAUAGAGUAAAUAGUCAAUGAAAUAAAAUUUUUAAAAAAUGCGCAUUUAAAAAAUUUAAAAAUUGAUAAGUGCAUUUUUAUAAAUAUUAUUUUAUUUAUUAUUUACUCUAUUUAUUUAUAGUUUUGAAUUUGUCUGAUGUCUGCCACAUUCACACUCAAAUUGUCAUCCCAACAAGAGAUUAAAUUUCGGUGGUCGUCGGUUCUUACUCCCACUCUGGAUGUUUUAUGUGUUGAAUUUCUCCCACUUUUCUACACGCAUGGCAGUUAAUAAAUUUUUGGUAGUAGGCGUAAUUUCUGAGGUCCAUUCUCUUACUGGGACCACAAACACACUCAAUUGUCUUCCGGUACCAGGCUCAGCAGCGCUCAGUUAGUAAAAAGUGAAACUAAUCGCGAUCUCUCUCAUCAAGUUUGUGCAAGACAACAGCCAUUUUGUGUUUUGUUAGUUUUUCUUAUUAUUGAAUACAUUAUUUGAAUAACAAGUGUAUUGAAGUGUAUGAAAUAACAAGAAUACUAUUAUCUGAUAAUAAAAUUCGCAACGAAAGUAUAUAAAUAGUUCGUCUUAUAAUAUUAUUUGUGUUACAAAUUAAAUAAUAAUUAAAAAUGAUAAGAGGAUACAAAGCAUUAGACGAACGUAAUAUUGUUUACGAAUGGAAGAUAUAUAACAUUGAUUCUUUUUUCAAUCGUGAAAAUGAAUUGACUCUUUAUUCUUCCCUACUCUCAUGGGGAAUCAACAGCACCGAUACGUGGCGUAUUAAGUCAAUUUUUAGUUCUGGAGACGAUGUUAAAUUUUAUUUGAUGCCGCCGACGGAUUACGUAUCAAACAUAAAAAGUUCAUUAUGCGUUUUAGACAAUAAGAAAGAAAAAAAAUUUAUAAACAAUUAUACGUGCAGCUACCUUGAGGCUAAAGAAGGAACAUUAUGUCUAUCGUUAUCAAAAAAAACUUUGUUGGAUAAUAAAGAUAUAUAUUUACCCAAUAAAACUUUAACGAUAUGUUUUGAUUUAACUCUGUAUGGCACUCCUACUACAACUUGCAAUAAACUUAUGAAUUUACCAAAAUAUCAAAUGGCUCACGAUUACACAGAACUUUACAAUACUAAGAUGGGUUUUGAUACCAUUAUAAAUGUCGAUGAUAAAGAAUUCCAGGCUCACAAAAUCAUUUUAAUGACACGGAGUCCUGUUCUGGCUGCGAUGUUUUCUCAUGACAUGAUUGAGAAAAAAGAAAAUAAAAUAUCAAUUCCAGAUAUUAGUUCAGGGAUAUUCGAAAUGGUCUUGAAGUAUAUCUACACUGAUGAAGUCACUGAUCUGGAUUUGUAUGCUGAUGAUUUAUUAGAAGCUGCGGACAAGUAUCAGCUACUGUCACUUAAAAAUAUUUGUCAAGAAUCGCUUAGUGAAAGCUUGGAUCUUGAAAAUGCACUUUAUUCAAUGAAUUUAGCUGACCGCCAUAGUGCCAAAGAGUUAUUAGACUUUACUAUGCGUUUCAUGGCAUCAAAUAUUAGAAACUUUAUCGAAACUCAAGACUUUAAAAACCUGGAAGAAUCAAAUAUUACUGAGGCAUGUGAAUUAUUGAAGAAAUUAUCAUGUUAUUAGUAAGAAGGAUAACAGAUUACUAACACAAAUAUUAAAAAUGUA
This is a messenger RNA of Microplitis mediator, 7493 nucleotides long. RefSeq names its product speckle-type POZ protein-like. Gene Ontology annotation, biological process: regulation of proteolysis; proteasome-mediated ubiquitin-dependent protein catabolic process. The record is from RefSeq and is a predicted model, not a curated record. Bases 123 to 1178 code for a protein of 351 amino acids. Gene Ontology annotation, cellular component: nucleus; cytoplasm. NCBI's taxonomy places the organism in Eukaryota, Metazoa, Arthropoda, Insecta, Hymenoptera, Braconidae. The transcript is spliced from 5 exons. Gene Ontology annotation, molecular function: ubiquitin protein ligase binding.